UUGGAUUGCUCCUACAUUUAUUUACGCCUAUGUUAUUUAUAUUAAUGGCCUGAAGCCCACCACAGAUACAUUCUACAAUGGAGAUAAAACAUUCAAACUACAGACAGAAGAAAAUACAUUCUACCCUUUGUUACUGUAACGUACAACUGUAAAAACGUAAUUUAGCACGCCAUCUAGUGGAGAGAGUAUGGAAUUCAUGAAUGUACUGCUCUUAUAUAAAACCACCCAGAAACGCUAAAAUGCCUUGAAUGUACUCUUGACUAUUUGUCAGUUAUUACAUUUUAACCAAGAGCAAAGCAUCAUAAGACCCGAAGAGGAACCGGAGAGUAAAACCCGAGAAUUUCUAAAUUCUCCGAACCCAACAGCAGAGAUGGGCUGGUGUUUUCGAAGUCUCUGAUUGGACAAUGGUUACUGCUUCCUAGGGCAGAGGUCGGAAUCACAAACACGUGUGCUAGUUCACUGUGGCUUUACCAUGGAACGAAGUUAGACGUUUUUGCAUGUCAAGCUAAACCAAUAUUUCUAACGUGUCAUUUAAAACACCUUGUAACAUGCCGCAAGACAUGUCAGCAGGCAGCAGUGACAAGGAGGUCAUAGCAAAAAAAACUAAACGAACUACGGGGUAUGAGUGUCCAGAUGAUUUCACCUCUGUGACAUACACUCCGUGCCGGAGUGCAAGAGGGUCGGACGUAUUCGGCGAAGACAAGGAGCUGUGGCUCAUCAAAGCACCAGCUAAUUUCGAUCCUCGCAGCUUCUCUGGUAUGAAGUUGCCUCUUGCGGGCCUGGAGACGCUCCAGACGGGUAAGGCUGGCGCCGCUCGGCGGAUCUUCAGCACGCUGGGCAGACGCUCGACCACCACGGGUCUCCGCCUCCUCACCAACGACCCCGACCAGCCAACCGCUCACCGGUGUGCGCCGGCUUUCUCCGGCGCGCUCAACGUGUCCGAGAGCUAUGGCGACUGCAGAGCCAACCAGGGGCCCAUAGCCGUCCCCGCCGCCCCGGCCCCGCAGCUCCCCGACGGGCUACGGCAGCGCUACUUCCCCUUCGGCAGUGGCAUUCCCGCCUCGGCGCCCAGGGUGGUGGCCGAGGAGGCGUCUGUGCCCGUUGGGCUGGUGAAGACUGAGCUGGUCGUGGAGGAGGAGACGCCGAGGAAGAAGGCGAAGAAAGUAAAGAAGGAGAAGAAGGAGAAGAGAAUAAAGCAGGAGCAGCAGGAGGAGGAGGAGGAGGAGGAGGAGGAGGCGGCUGCUGCUGCUGCAGUGGUUGUGAAGAUGGAGCAGCUGAACCAGAGCAUAGCUGAGCAGUCACUGCCAGACGGAGAGGCGACAGAGGGAAGGAAAAAGAAAAAGAAGAAGAAAGAUAAAGAGAGAGAGAAAGUAAAGUCUUUGGAGGGAGUGGACCCUUAUGUAAGAAUCAAAGAGGAGCCUAUGGACAGAGAUUUUGUGAAAACUGAGCACGUGCUUAAAAAGAAGAAAAAGAAGAAAAUCAAAACGGACGAUGAUUAGAUUUUGUGUGUGUAUUUUGUUUUAUGUGUCUUCUACAUAUUAUGGCCAUAUUAUUAUCUGCUAUUUGAAGUUGUUCUGCAUAUAUUGCAUUGAAAAUGUGAAUAAGGUGGAAUGAUUAAAUAUUGAAAAACCGUCUUCUAGAAA
This is a messenger RNA of Clupea harengus (Atlantic herring), 1643 nucleotides long. It is a transcript of the gene polr1g, whose product is annotated as RNA polymerase I subunit G. Lineage: Eukaryota; Metazoa; Chordata; Actinopteri; Clupeiformes; Clupeidae. Gene Ontology annotation, biological process: transcription by RNA polymerase I. The record is from RefSeq and is a predicted model, not a curated record.